This is a messenger RNA of Syngnathus typhle (broad-nosed pipefish), 7320 nucleotides long. It is a transcript of the gene arhgap32b, whose product is annotated as Rho GTPase activating protein 32b. Gene Ontology annotation, cellular component: Golgi apparatus; nucleoplasm; fibrillar center. Gene Ontology annotation, biological process: small GTPase-mediated signal transduction. The transcript is spliced from 25 exons. The record is from RefSeq and is a predicted model, not a curated record. NCBI's taxonomy places the organism in Eukaryota, Metazoa, Chordata, Actinopteri, Syngnathiformes, Syngnathidae. The coding region runs from base 577 to 6162 and encodes 1861 amino acids. Gene Ontology annotation, molecular function: protein binding; GTPase activator activity; phosphatidylinositol binding.
CACUGCCAGAGCGCCGCUGCUGUGCUCUGCUCUGCUUUCCUUUCCUUUCCUACUUGUGCUCCAUUCACUUGCACAUGGAUGCACGGACGCAUUUGAUUCUUCAGAAAGGUGAAAAGAGCAAAAGGAAAAAAAACUGUUCAACCAAGAAGCUUUACGUCAAGAUCUGUGAUUUGAAAGAAAGGAUCCCACACGGAGAUUUGGCUGAAAAGUGCUGCUGAGCCUCGGGGGAGUGAGUCUUUUUGUUGCCGUCCGUUUCAUUCAUGGGAAACGUGCUACUACUCGUUCCGUCAUCGCACUUUUCGGACUAAAGCUGCGAUGUGGACCCAAUCGGCGCUAAGGCAAAAGAACCUGACGCAGACAGUGAAAUCGAAACUCGACGGGUGGUCGUCGAACGGACGCCACAGCAGGAGCAAGCUCAAGUGAGCCAGGCAGGCAAGCAGGCUGCACAUCUCUCUCUCUCUCGCUCUCUCUCUCGCUCUCUCUCUGUGUCCCUCUCUCUUUCUUUUUCUCUCUCUGGACCUCUCUGGCAAGCAGGCAGGCAGGCAGGCUCCAUCCACAUUGCGGUGAGUCAGUAUCAUGGAGGCAGGCAGCGGGGCUGCCGCAGCGGUGGGGAGCGCAGCACUUGGACUGGCGGGAGCCACAUCCACGUCCAGCCUUGACAUCUUGGACAGGAGCCUUGGACUUGGACGACAUCUGGAGGACGACGAUACAGUGCCUGAACUGGCUCACAUUCAUCCCAGAGAGAGACCUGACUGGGAAGAGACAAUCAGCGCCAUGGCAAGAAGCGCCGAGUUCCCCGAGAUGCGGAGCGAGCCGCUCGUGCGCUCGUCGUGCGGCAGCAGCACAGCCAGCAUGAAGGUCAAGAAUGUGAAGAAACUUUGCUUUACCAAGGGCCACUUUCCCAAACUGGCCGAAUGUGCUCAUUUCCAUUAUGAAAAUGUGGACUUUGGCACAAUACAGUUGUCUCUUGGCGAUGAACAGAGUGAAGUGACGCGCAACAGCCAAGAGUCCAAGGAGCUUGUGUACUUGGUUCAUAUUUCCUGCCAGGGUCGAAGCUGGAUUGUGAAGCGUAGCUAUGAGGAUUUCCGUGUGUUGGACAAGCACCUGCACCUUUGCAUAUAUGACCGGCGUUUCUCCCAGCUGCCUGAGCUGCCAAGAUUUGACACUUUGACCGAUCAAGCAGAGUCUGUUUCCCAGAUGUUGUUGGGUUACCUUUCCCGGCUUUCAGCCAUUGCUGACAACAAGAUCAACUGCGGGCCCGCCCUCACGUGGAUGGAGGUUGACAAUAAAGGUAAUCAUCUUUUGGUCCACGAAGAGUCAUCCAUCAACGUGCCGGCGAUUGCAGCCGCCCAUGUGAUCAAGCGCUACAUUGCGCAGGCUUCAGACGAGCUGUCAUUUGAGGUUGGUGACAUUGUUUCAGUCAUUGACAUGCCUCCGAAAGAAGACACCACGUGGUGGAGGGGGAAGCACGGCUUUCAGGUUGGCUACUUUCCCAGUGAGUGCGUGGAGCUCAUAAACGAUAAAGUGCCACAGUCCAUGAGCAACUCGGUGCCAAAGCCAGCGUCCCCGUGCUCUGGCCUGCCGCCCGCCUCAUGGAGUCUCUUCCCUCCCUAUUUGGAGAUGGAGAGUGUAAUACAGGACAAUGCAUGGGUGGCCGACCCGCUUAACCACUACAGCCUAAGUUCAGUGUCGAAGAAGCAUGGCAAGCUGAUCACCUUCUUGCGUUCCUUCAUGAAGUCCAGGCCCACCAAGCAGAAGCUGAAGCAGAGGGGCAUCCUCCGGGAGAGGGUGUUUGGCUGCGACCUGGGCGAGCACCUCCUCAACUCUGGACAUGAUGUUCCCCAGGUACUCAAGAGCUGCACCGAGUUCAUCGAGAAGCACGGUGUGGUGGAUGGUAUCUACCGCCUCUCUGGAAUUGCCUCCAAUAUCCAGAAAUUGCGGCACGAGUUUGACUCUGAGCAAAUCCCCGACCUGACCAAAGAUGUUUACGUACAGGACAUCCACUGUGUUGGUUCCCUGUGCAAGCUCUACUUCAGAGAACUGCCCAACCCCUUGCUCACCUAUCAGCUGUAUGAAAAAUUCUCUGAGGCUGUCUCAGCAGCAACAGACGAAGAGCGACUCAUUAAAAUCCACGACGUCAUCCAACAACUUCCUCCUCCACAUUACAGAACGCUCGAGUUUCUCAUGAGACACCUUUCCCGUCUGGCGGCAUUCAGCUACAUCACCAACAUGCACAGUAAGAACCUGGCCAUUGUCUGGGCCCCCAACCUGCUGAGAUCGAAACAGAUUGAAUCGGCAUGCUUCAGCGGCACGGCGGCCUUCAUGGAAGUCCGAAUCCAGUCAGUUGUGGUUGAGUUCAUUCUCAAUCAUGUGGAUGUUCUCUUCAGCACCAAACUUAGCUCACUCAUUCGCGAGGGAGCAGGUCAUAACUCGUUGUCGCGACCCAAGUCCCUGCUGAUUUCAUCACCCUCGACCAAACUUCUAAGUUUGGAGGAGGCUCAGGCCAGAACUCAGGCUCAGAUUAACUCUCCAGUCACUGAAGAUAGCAAAUACAUUGAGGUUGGAGAAGGUCCUGCUGCCCUACAGGGCAAGUUCCACACGGUCAUUGAGUUUCCCACAGAGAGGAAGAGGCCCCCUGUUAAAUCAAAGAAGUCUCCCGUGGGUAGUUGGCGCUCUUUCUUCAACUUGGGCAAGUCUUCCUCUAUGUCCAAACGCAAGCUGCAACGCAACCCCAGUGAGCCCAACGAACUCAAGGCCAUGGCUCUAGCCGGAGGUCGAGGAGAUACAGCGACAUUAAGAUCUGCUAAAAGUGAAGAGUCGCUGAGUUCUCUGCAUAAUGUUGAAGGAGAGUCCAAGGUGUACCGUCCCCGGAGACCCCGAUCGAGCAGCGACGCCCUUUCAGCCUCAUUCAACGGCGACUUGUCGGACGGUCGCCAGCACUGCAACUCCUUCGACAACCUCGGCGCCGCGGAGGACAGCGACGGAGACGACGGCCCCAUCUGCGUACCUGCUCUGAUCUCGCCUCCGCGCUCAGCCGGCGAAGACGUGGACCUCAGCCCACCGGACAUCGGCAUGGCCUCCUUGGACUUUGACCCCAUGUCUUUCCAGUGCAGCGGCAGCAGCGGCAGCCUCCCCGACGCCGCUUACGCCUUCCCCCCGGUUGAUCGGCACGCGGGAGCGGAAGGCUCAACUUUAAAGAGGAGGGGCCCUAGCAGCCUCUGGGGAAAGACCAAUGGAGCUGACCUUCUGCCUUCCUCCUUCCUUGACAACUUGACAGCAUCCUUGUUGCCCUCAGAUUUGAACCCGGCUGCAGUCGAGAAGGCGGAAAGCCAAAAACUCUCCACGUCUCAUACGUACGCUGAUAAACCCACACAAGCCGUGUCCCCCAUUAGAAGUGGCAAGAGCGCCGCUUUGGAGAUAUUUCCCAUGCCUGAAAGGACUCUGGCUGAAGCGGUGGCACCUCCAGAACCUUUUUCUCCCAAAGACUCUCCUCUUUGUCUGAAAGCUGAGCCGUCUCGAAAUGAAGCUUUCCAAAUGGAGCUCCAGUCCAAGUUGGCGAGCGUGGAUGGUGAAGCGCUCAAGCCAGAGGACAGCGUUCAACUGGUGUCACGUGAAAGCCACCGGCAACAAGAUUCCAAGGAUUUCCCCAGCACACAUUCCCUAGGCAACCCCCCUACUCCUAAGGAUGCCACCCUCACGCUGGCGCUGGUUCUUGCUGAGUCAGCACAUCCCAUACAGUCCCACCCUCGGUCUGGCGAGACCCCGACGCCACGCGUUUCUGACGGCCGUGCGUCAUCGGGUCCGCAUUUCCGCACUUCCAACGAAGAGGCAAGCGAGAGAGUGAGCAACGUGUCGGUCACCGCCAUCCGAUGCAUUCCCUCUUCUUCAAGUCCGUCGAAAGAACAGCCGGUGCUUGAGUUAACCAGCGUGACAACCAGGCCGCCAGAAAGUGCCGCGGGCUCGACCACUCUUCUCGAACCCCCCCCUGAAAUGGACUCUAUUCCUUCAGACGCACGUAAUAAUAAAAAGGUCAUCCCUCAAAGCACAGCCGACCUGAAUUCUCCAACUAGGAUGGCGGAAAGUCAGUCCUUGGUGGCACAUGCCACCGGUAAAGUUAGCACCGGUGGGAGCAGCGCAGCCAUUAGCCACAGCAAAGACACCAGAGGCUCACCACAACAUCUUGCGGAAGUGAAGCCAAAGGAAGACGGCAAGCUCACAAGUGUUGCGAAAUCCUCCUCCUCCUCCUCAGAGCAGCAGCCUGGGGCAGCUCCGAAAGCCCAAAAGUCGGCGGUGUUGUCACCGACACAAAAUCAGCGCCAGCAGCGGUCCCACAUGCAAAUUCAAAGUCAGCCACUAUCAAAGGCUAAUUCAACAGCGACACCAAUCUCUUCUGAGCACGUGGAUCGGCCUUACGAGAGCCUAAAUCCAACACAACCCUGCUGCCUAGAGUCGGCGGCUAAAAAGGAGCCCGCUGGAUGCGCACCUCCAGCCCCUCCGGUCCGCACCAUGGAGAGCAAACUAGCCACAGCCGCACUCAGUCAAGCUGAAGCAGCCUCUUACCAUACUUCCGAGGCCCUUCACCACCAUCCCGUUUCUCCUCGUCAAUCCUCCGCACGUCCCUACCACGCCAAAAGUGAAGCCUUUCUUCUGGAGCCUCAAGGAGUGGUGUACUACCACCAGAGACCCGUUUCAAUGGGUCCGCAUCCCGUGCCGCACCACUACAGACCCAACAGCAUCCCCUCGCACCUCCCCUACGCGUCAAAGUCCGAACCUCAGAUACCUUACAGUGCCCGAGUAGACAAUAAGUACAGCACUUUAGGCCCAAGGUCCUACCACCACCAUUCUAUGAAGGCCAGAGGAAACCCCCGCAGUGUUUACGGCGCCGCCGCCAGCCAUUCGGGUUACAGCCUGGACCGAAACCACGGCUAUCCCACCAUUCGCAGAGUGCACUCGCUCCACGUUCCCGCCACCAUCCGCACCGUACCCAUCCAAAGGACGGAAGUUCCUCCCGACGACAUGUUCUAUUACCAUCGACCCGUGUAUCAGUGCAAACCCUACCAACAAGCCCCGCAGCAGGCCGACUAUCACGUGACUCAACUGCAGCCUUAUUUUGAGAACGGCCGAGUCCAGUACCGCUACAGUCCGUCUUCCGGGGAGGGGCCUUAUUACGAUCUGGAGCCUCACGGCACCAACCGUGGCCGCCACGUCCACUCGGCCUGUCCAGACUCGGGGAGCCUUGUUUGCAGAGCGGGCGGGAAGGCCACAGGGUACCACUACCUGGCUCGCAACCUUCUCCCACCUGGAAAGGAGCACAGCUUUGUGAGCAGGGAUAUGCCACCUGGGCACGGCCUCAAGGAACUUCCUUCUUACCUUUCUUGGGACCCCGAGGAGUGGGAAUGUUUGCGCAUGCAGUCUAUCCGCAGAGAAAGUCGGGCCAGGCAGAAGACGAAAGGUCCGGUGCUCUCGCAGUACGACAACGUGGGCUCGCUAUCGGACGUCGCCGGCUACGACACCCUGCACUCGCGCAGCAAGUCCGAUCCAGGUAAGGCUUUGUCGAGUACGACCGAGAGCAAAGACGGUCGCUAUCUGCCCAGACACGUGCUCUCGGACCCCAAAUGUUUGGAGAGCGACAAGCAAGGUGCUCCCACGCGUGGCAGGUCAGACAAGCAAAGCGGCUCCAAGAAAUGCCAGUCGUCUCAUUCCGUCGGCGCCGCGCAUCAGCAGGAGAGCGGGCAACACGAAGCCAAUCUCCUCAAGGCUUCGGCUGAAAAGCACCGGCAGCCGGAACACGCAAACAAGAGGAGCUUCCAGACACGCUACGAGUGCAGCGAUGCUGAGCGCCACCACGGCAAAGGGAAAAUGACAAGCAGCUAUCACGCUGCGGAAGAUCAUCCCAAAGAACAGCUGGCCCACUGCAAAGCUGAAGCGGACGGAGACUACUCGUAUCGCAAACCGGUGCAAUCCCACUACGACAAUUUGGACGAUUACCACCCGGUACCUCAGGCCCAGGGCCCCGUUGAGAAGCGAGGCGGCGGCUGUAACUCCUACAACAGCAGCAGCAGCAGCAGAGCGUCGGCGUAUUCCACAGCAUUAGGCCAGGGAGCCUUCCUCCAAAGUGAGCUGGCUAUCCAGAGGCCAGAAACACAAAUAUGUACGGAAUAAUUGAAAAGAAAAGAGAGACUUUGGUUGAUCAGCCUCUGCAGGACAGUGGACUGUUGUACCGCCUAUAUUUUUUGCUCUUCCGUAUUUUUAAAGGAAAAUAGAAGACUUUUUAUAGAAAGUCCCGAAUGUACCAAGAGCCCAUUUUUGCUGUGUUCGUCAUAAUGUAUAACAUGAAAGAUGUGAGCGACUUUAAACAGGAACCACAAAUGUCUAUUAAGAUACAUAAAAUAAGAUAUUUUAUAGACACACGCACACUAAUCUAUAGUUGAAGGGGAUGUCUUCCCAUGUGGCCACUGGCUUUGAGCAUAAAUGGGACAAGUUUUGCAUUUUAGAAAUGCAUGCACUCUCUUACAGAACAGUUCUGUGUACUUCACUGUUCAUGACUUUCUUUAUUGCAGCACAAGGUCUGAGUGGAGCAUUGUGUAAUCAGCGUCACACCCAACCCAUAUGCACACAGGUAGGUAGGUAGGUAGGUAGGCAGUACACUGUGUCCAUGUUUGUCUUUGGAAAAUACGUCUUUGUGAACUUGACAAGAAUCCGUCAGUUCAUAUCGCGUGUCUUUUAUGUUCUUUGUGACUGUGCCAUUUUCUGUACAUUUACUCCAAUUUCUGAUGGAAUGUUUUGGUACUUCGUUAGAAGGGGGGGGGGGGUGCAGUAAAAAGCAAAAGAGAUGGUCAAUUCUAGGUACAGAUGUGAAAGAGUUUUUUUUCCUUUAGUUACAUUUCAUUUCCCCAUUGCGUUGAUCCAUUUGUGAGAGCUGUUCUAUCAUUAAUAAAAGUUGAGCAUUUGUUUUCCUCUAAAGCAACAAACAUCCCACUUUGUAGAAUUGUUUUGGGGGGCUGCUCUUGCCCAUAUUAUGCAAACCAUUGAUGUAGUUAAUUAUUGAAAUGUGUAUUUCAGGCUGAAAAUCAUUUGGUACUACCCAGUGGAGUUCAAAACAAUGGAGUUGUAUUCUGUAAUGGUUUGAUGCAGUAUAUCCCUUGCAAAUGUUGCUCCUCCUGCCCUGCCUUGCCUUACCUUAACUUAAGCCUCUUUCUUUCAAGUUGGGCCACAAGUAAGGCACUGUGUACUUCAAUGUGAAAUACUUGUCUCUAACCAUUGGGUACUUUAAGUUUAGAUCUAAAAUAAAGAAAACUGUUGGGGAAUAGCACUUAACAA